Aspergillus alliaceus is the source of this 2288-nucleotide messenger RNA. RefSeq names its product Lycopene beta-cyclase. The record is from RefSeq and is a predicted model, not a curated record. Gene Ontology annotation, biological process: biosynthetic process. NCBI's taxonomy places the organism in Eukaryota, Fungi, Ascomycota, Eurotiomycetes, Eurotiales, Aspergillaceae. The coding region runs from base 525 to 2288 and encodes 587 amino acids. Gene Ontology annotation, molecular function: geranylgeranyl diphosphate synthase activity; intramolecular lyase activity. The transcript has 6 exons.
ACUUUCAUGGCGCGUCGACAUACGGGUGUCUGCGAUCUUCUUUCUUAGGGGUCAUGUUGACGGAUGUGGAAUGAGUCUAGGUACGAAUCGACUAGCGGCGAAAACGUGCGAUUCAAAGGCUAGGUAUUUAAGCCGCACCACAUCUCCAAGCAAUUGCUCGUGGCCGGCGUGGUUUCAUGGCAUAUGAAAUCAUAAUUUACUAGGACCUGUUUUUCGAUCGCUCAACUAGGUAGACGCUUGGUUCAACUGAACUCUCUUGAUUUUUGGGUUUGGUGACUCACCAAGCACCCAUAAGCUAUGUCCUUGCUGGGAUAAUACCGGUGAUUAGUUGCUGACAAUAUACCUGACUUUUUGUGGGGAACUAAAGCGUGGAACCGGUCAUAGUAUGCUGCAAGGGGCGAAAAGUUGGAUCUCCGAAUGUGUUGUCGUAUCGGGAGCACGCUAUAAAUCAGGAAAUAUCCCCACAACUUCCACCCAUCUCUAUAGUUCGAAAGGUCAGAACGCGAUUAGUUCGGGUCGUAGCCAUGGAGCUCGCCUAUGCUUUGGUACAUGUCACCUACAACCUACCCUUAGCGGGACUCAUGACACUUCUUUACUGGCCAUUCAUGACACGUUUGGAUUGCCAACGGAUUCUUACCCUCGUCAUAAUAUCACUCGUCGCUACCAUCCCUUGGGACUCGUACUUGGUGCGUCAUCAUGUAUGGACAUAUGCGCCUGACGCGGUAAUUGGAUGGACUCUAUACUCUAUCCCUUUAGAGGAAGUGCUCUUCUUUGUUAUUCAAACUUAUAAUACCAGUUUGGUGUAUCUUAUUCUAACUCGGCGGUUUGUGCUGCCAAUAUAUCUGGGUAGAUCAUCACGAGAACACACAACUACUGGGGCUUCGAUAAUCUUGCUCACUAUUGUCGGGGGGGUUAUUGCUUUGCUUUGCGGAGGCCUCUUCACCUAUAUUGGGCUAAUAAUCAUAUGGGCUGGUCCAUUUCUUCUCAUACAAUGGCUACUCUCGUCCAGCUUCAUUAUAGCGUUUCCUAGAUCGGAGCUUAUAGCAUCCAUUGUAUUACCUACAGGGUUUCUAUGGCUCGUGGAUACAAUGUCCAUAAAACGAGGCAUCUGGACGGUUGAAACGCACACCAAGCUGGGCAUUCAGCUGUGGAGUGAUAUGGAUGUAGAAGAGGCGUUCUUCUUCCUCGUUACUAAUGUAAUGAUUGUUUUCGGUCUUGUAUCCAUUGACUAUGCCUUCGCUUUGGCGACUUGCGAACUAGUGCAAUCGUCGGAGCCAACCCUGAGCUAUCCAUCGUACUUCCAAGUGCUGGCACGGUUCCUGACCAACAAGCAUCGCCCCAACAAACGGUUCGUGGACAAUCUGGCUAGGUCAGUUGAGCGUCUAGCUUCAUCCAGCCAAAGCAUGUACAUGGGAAGUGCCAUGUUCCAAGGACCACUACGGAUUGAUCUAAUCAUACUGUACUCGUUCUUUCGAAUAGCAGACGACCUCGUUGAUGAAGCCCAAGAUACCGAAACCGCAUGCAGGGUAAUCGAGCAAUGUGAUCAACUUCUCGAGGAGAAGUUCUCCUUCCCGGGCUCAUUUCCAUGCCUGACUGCCUCGAAAGGAGUCGACUAUCCCGUGCCUCCAGCCCUCAUCGCAGCAAUCGAUAGUCUCCCCGUCUCCCGCUUACGCCUCGAACAUCUCAGAGGUCUCCUCGAGGGCUUCCGUAUUGACUUGAUGUUCAGCGACAAACCCAGGUCCUUUCCGUUUGCCACAGAGUCAGACCUUGAUGUCUAUUCUUUCCAUGUCGCUGGCAUGGCAGCUGCAUCAACGCUAGGACUAGUUGUGCACCAUUUUCCGAGCCAUCAAUUUGCCAAGAAUGUUUUCCUUCGUCGGCGCGUUGUAGACGCAGGCGAAAGGAUGGGCCAGGCUCUUCAGUAUAUCAAUGUAGCCAGGGAUGUUACUCGAGAUGCUUCUAUUAAGCGAGUUUAUCUACCUACGAGCUGGCUGAAGCAGGAAGGGCUCGUCCCUGAGGAUGUUCUGGCCUUUCCUAUGGAUUCUCGGUUGGAGAUUUUGAGAGAUAAGGCGCUUGAAAAGGCGAACCAUCUCUGUGCCUCUGCACGGAAUGAGAUUGCAUUUCUACCGAAGGAGGUACAAGGGCCGUUCUUCGCGACCGUAGACAGUUAUUUGGAGAUAGGGGUAGCUCUGAGGCAAGGUAUGAGGCCAGCGCAAGUCGGUGACAAGGUGAAGUUACCGAUUGCGAGGCGUCUCUUCGUUGCUUAUCGCUCUAUGGCUCUGAGGCAGUAA